UACAUGACUACAAAAUUAUAUGUGCAUUAUUUUUUCCUCCUGAAUUUUUCACGGAACCCUUAGUCCCCCAGUUUGAAAACUUUGUGGCUCAGUUUGUUUAUUUAUUUGUUCCAGUUUUUGAGAGUGAAUGAAACUUGCACCUGCGUAAACAACAUUGCUUGUAAUGUCUUGCAAAAUUCUUCAUUUGUAUGUGUGUGAUCAUAUGUUUCACUUUUUUUCAUGACAUUUGAAUAUGCCAACAUGACAAAGUGAAUAACUUCUAAAAUUCCUGAAGCUCACUGACACUUUCUUAAUCAUAUAAAUGACAUGAUGAGGUUCACAUACUUGUGACAUCAGCACAAACUUUCCCAGCCUGAAAUAUUGCGCAACUCUCUGACUCAUAUCCAGGACGGAGCUUUAAAAGAGCUGCAAGUUCCACAAUGUGGACAGAAUUCACCAACAUCUCUGAACACUUCAAGCGUCUAGCUUCCAAACUCUAGAUUUACUUUUACUUUUUGUUAGUUUCACUUGGGAAGAAUGCACUGCAAAAUCUUUUUAGUCUCUGUUAUUGUUUUCCUCGGAUUCCUGACCAUUGGUGAAGGAAUGAGUCUUAAAGGUCUGGGUGUAGAUCCACGCUGUCGCUGCAUUGAAACUGAGAGUCGACGCAUUGGAAAACACAUUGAGAGUGUGGAGCUCUUCCCUCCAAGCUCACACUGUAAAGACACAGAGAUCAUUGCCACCCUGAAGGGAUCUGGGAAAGAGAUCUGUCUGGACCCUACUGCACCCUGGGUUAAGAAGGUCAUUGAGAAGAUCAUUGCCAACAAAGCCCCAUGAAUAUCUGGGUCAUCUGUGAGGUUUAGCCUGAAGAUAUGAAUGAUAUGGCCACCUCUGACAUAUCAACCUAUACCGAUGGGCACAGUCCUACUGUUUGGUUAUGUUUAAAACAGUUUGUUCAAUAUUGAGUGUUGUUCACAUAAGUGUUGAGUGUUUUUAUUUAUAUUUAUGUAUUUAUUUAUUAUAUAUUUAAAAUAAAAUGAUUUUG
Molecule: messenger RNA, 1021 nt
Organism: Onychostoma macrolepis
Lineage: Eukaryota; Metazoa; Chordata; Actinopteri; Cypriniformes; Cyprinidae
Product: interleukin-8-like
Exons: 4
Coding region: 517-813 (98 amino acids)
Biological process (GO): cellular response to lipopolysaccharide; neutrophil chemotaxis; inflammatory response
Cellular component (GO): extracellular region
Molecular function (GO): chemokine activity; CXCR chemokine receptor binding
Source: RefSeq, a predicted model, not a curated record